Messenger RNA from Diprion similis, 2100 nucleotides. Its product is annotated as transcription factor SPT20 homolog. Lineage: Eukaryota; Metazoa; Arthropoda; Insecta; Hymenoptera; Diprionidae. The coding region runs from base 133 to 2091 and encodes 652 amino acids. The transcript has 8 exons. The record is from RefSeq and is a predicted model, not a curated record.
GCCACCGGACCACGCUACUCACAGAGCCUGGAGGUGGCUCGAGGCAACCCUCGGCUAUAAAUUAGCUGGGGGUAUCGCGCGGCCUUCUCAGAUCAACUCCACCCUCGACUCCGUCGACGCGGGUCUCUCGCCAUGGCUCCAUUGCACGUAUUGUUUUUAUCCACCCUACCCUUAUGCCUGGCCCAAUUCUCCAUCCAGGGCCCGAGUGACGGGAACCGUGCAGCUCAGAGUCUCAGGUACAGCGAGGAGAAGGGGAUUGAGUACAGCGAUCAAAGUGCCUCUUUGGGUACUGGUGACUUCUCUAUCCAAGGUGCCACUGAUGGCAACAGCAACUUUCAGAUCCAAGGUGCGUCGGAUGGAAAUUCCGACUUCCAGAUUCAGGGUGCCACAGACAGUAAUGCCGACUUCAAGAUCCAGGGUGCUUCGGACGGCAAUGCCAACUUUCAUAUCCAGGGAGCUUCGGACGGAAACGCCAAUUUUCAAAUACAAGGAGCCACAGACGGAAACGCCAACUUCCAAAUACAGGGACCCACAGACGGACAAGCCAACUAUCAGGUUCAGGAACCAUCGAGCGGUCAUGAGCAGUCCUCGAUCCAAUUAGGACAAUACGAUGCGAAUCAAGGAAACCAGCGGUCGCUGCAGUACAACGAUCCAAACGGCUUCAAGCUCAAUUGGAAGUCUUACGCGCAUGGUCAACUGUCGCCACAAAUUCAGCAACAGCGGCCCCAACCUGAGCCUGUACAGUACACUCAAAGCCAGGCGGAAGCUCAGUACGCGACGCAACCAGCGCCUCGUCCGGCACCCCAACCGGCACCUCAGCCCACUCAUCAGGGUGAAGAGCGAGUUUCGGUUCAACAACCGAUCAGCUAUAGACCCUACGACAACGCGCCGGCCCAAAUAAAGCAGCUGCUUCAAUUCCAGUCGCAAAUUCCCUACCUCAACGCCAUUCCGGAACACUUGAGGUACGACGCUAUCGCUCACGCUCAGUCUCAGACUUCAGCUCAGGAACAACCGCGGGAGGAUUCGCCGCCUCCUCGGUAUCGGCCGAAUCCACGCGGACAUCAAAGACCCAAACGUCAGGCCCAGAAGCAGCAGGGCCAGCAGCAGCAGCACAGAAGGAUACCUCAGCCAUCUCCCGAAGCCACGCCUCAGUACUCGGCCAAUGUUCCGUCUCAGAUACAGCAGUUACUAAACUUUCAGUCACAGAUUCCGUACCAGAACGCAAUUCCUGAACAGUUCAGGUACAAUCUGGACACUCCUCCAGCCCCCGUUCAACCCUUCAAAACCGAAGUUCCGCUUCAAAAUACUCCGCGAAUAGGCCACGCGCGAUCAAAACGCCAGACCCAUCAACAGCAGCAUCAGAAUCAACAACAACAACAGCCGCAGCAACAGUACAAAAGAAUUCCUCAGCCUGCUCCUGAGGCCCAGCCACACUACUCGACAAAUGUUCCUUCGCAGAUUCAACAACUUCUUAGAUUUCAGUCACAAAUUCCGUACAUGAACGCCAUUCCGGAACAGUUCAGGUACAACCUGGAGAGCGUUCCUGCCCAGAAUCCGCAGCAAGGUGGUCAUCAUCGAGGUAAACGCCAGGCUCAGCACCAACAAAAGCCGCAACAACAGUACAGAAGGAUACCUCAGCCAGCUCCAGAGUCGCAGCCUCAGUACUCGACGAAUGUUCCUCCCCAGAUAAAACAGCUGCUUCAAUUCCAAUCGCAAAUUCCAUACGUUAACGCUAUUCCGGAACAGUUUAGAUACAACUUGGAAAACGUUGAACACGCUCCUCAGAACGGAGCUCAGAGUCAUCAGCGGGGUAAACGCGAAGCUCAGCAACAUGUUCAGGGACAAAAUCAGCAGCAAUACAAACGAAUUCCACAGCCGGCUCCUGAAGCUUUGCCCCAGUACUCUGCAAACCUGCCCCCUGGUAUCCAACAAAUACUCAAAUUCCAGGCUGAGACUCCUUACAAUAUUAUAGCCAAUCAGAUAAUCUACCGCCCGGAUAAGCCCUACAUUCCUGAACCCGUCUCACGACCGGUCCCUAAUUACCAGGCCCAAAAUCAAGGGAACAUUAAACCCGUUACUGAACAUAAAUAAAUUUUUUCA